Panicum virgatum (switchgrass) is the source of this 595-nucleotide messenger RNA. Its product is annotated as abscisic stress-ripening protein 2-like. Lineage: Eukaryota; Viridiplantae; Streptophyta; Magnoliopsida; Poales; Poaceae. The transcript has a single exon. The record is from RefSeq and is a predicted model, not a curated record. The coding region runs from base 153 to 473 and encodes 106 amino acids.
CAGAUUUCCAUCACCCAUCUCAACGAACCAAGCAUCACAAAGAACGCGCACAAACUUGAUUAGAUUGCUGUGUCGUCGUCUCCGAUCAUCAUCACCAACAAGCACCCAGCACUUCUGUUCUAGCUAAUUCAGCCGGCAUCCACACCGUCCAAAUGGCGCACCACUUCCUGGGCAAGCACCACAACAAGGCCGGCGGCGGCGGCGGCGAGGCGCCCAAGGUCACCGACUGGCGCAAGGAGGAGAAGCACCACAAGCACAUGGAGCAGCUCGCCCAGCUGGGCGCCGUCGCAGCGGGAGCGUACGCCAUGCACGAGAAGCACAAGGCCAAGAAGGACCCCGACCACGGGCACUCCCACAAGAUCAAGGAAGGUGUCGCCGCCGCCGUCGCCGUCGGCAGCGCCGGCUUUGCCUUCCACGAGCACCACGAGAAGAAGGACGCCAAGAAGCACCGCCGCAACGGGCACCACCAUUAGUGUAGCAUAUACUAUAGUAUAGCACAAUAAAUUGGACGUCGAUCGUUCUACUACUGUAUGUGUGUCCUGUACCGCUUAUUCACAUUUCAUUGAGUACAUUGAUUUAUUAUUUGUUCAUGUUA